UUAAGACAUAUAAACAUCAAAAGUUCCUAAAAAUGUCAAGUUUGCAUGCCUUGUGCAUAGUACAUAGCAUAUGCAUUUGUUUUGCUCCGUACGAUGACGUUUCGUUUUUCUAUCAUGCUGUGCAGGAAAUGAAUCCCUCAGAUGCGUUCAAGGCCACUCAGGCCCAUUGGAGCCUCAACACAGCAAAUGGACAGGCAUCAACAUCUGCUUCCGCUGGAGCAGGCGCCGCAGAAACCACUGCUGAAAACAGCAACAGUGUUUCGCUGCUUGUUGGAAACGAUAUGAGCCGUAUGGCUACUGCGAUGGAGAGGAUUGCAGAGGCAAUGCCUACCUUAGUAGCAGAUCUACAAUCGAUCCAGCUGGGCAAUGCCGUCCCAUCUGCAAGUGAAGCAACGACCGAUGCAACCAUUCAUGCCGCUGGUACAGAAGCAACUGGUCUAUCAGCAGCCAAACCUGCCUCUGAAGGAGACAAAAUUGUUGGGGACCCGGACAGUGAUGGUGAGUGUAAUCUGAUUCUUCCUUUGGCAUAUUGUUAACACAUCACUAGUGGCUAAAGUGCUUUCCCAUGUGUCACGACAACUUUGAAAGGCAUUAGAAAUAAUUCAUCACAGUGGAAAUUUGUUUUAUGUGAGACACUCCUUUUUCAG
Messenger RNA from Frankliniella occidentalis (western flower thrips), 647 nucleotides. RefSeq lists its product as uncharacterized. The transcript has 2 exons. Bases 33 to 536 code for a protein of 167 amino acids. NCBI's taxonomy places the organism in Eukaryota, Metazoa, Arthropoda, Insecta, Thysanoptera, Thripidae. The record is from RefSeq and is a predicted model, not a curated record.